AGGAGUUGUUGGGACGGAGGCCUCGUCAGAUGAGCCCCCCUCUAUCCGGGGCCCCGCGCUGGUCUUUUGUUUCUCCCGUUUUCUGAUUGAUGGAGCGACAAGGUGAUGCGCCUUCUAAUGAUAGCAUGCAGGUAAGAACGAGUACAGUCGGGGGAUCGCGCGGCCUUUGUCUGGUGAGACCAGUGGGAGAGACGAGAGAGAGUUCGGAGCGUGCCACGCUUUCUCUCCACCGCUACAGUGGGCACAUAGCCCUGUGCUUCCAUUUUUGAAACUUGGAUCCGGAAUCGUUGCAACAGACCCGGACAUGCCUUGUGAGGAAAAUAAAGAAAACAUGAUGGAGUUCAACUUGUCCAACAUCCACCAGCGAAUCGACUGCACGCUGCGGCAGCUGCAAUCUCAGCAUCAGCACGUCGACGACGUCCUGGGGGACAUCAAGUACCUGAAGACGCUGUCCAUCGAAGUCCUGAUGGUCGUCAACGACUUGUACCAGUACCCGAGGAUUAAGUCCCUGAAGGAGCUCAAGAACAUCCGCGACCGGACGACGCAUGACAUCUCCUCGGGGGACCCCGGCGUGGACAACCGAAGGAAGGGGCUGGACUCCCUCGGCGUCCUGAACAGGCUGAACGACUUCAUCACCAAGAUGGACAAGUACAUCGCGGUGCUGCAGGAGAUGUACAUGGGGUUCACCCAGAAGGUGUUGGUCCCCCUGCAGACGUUUUGCUCUGGACACCAGCCGUACAUCGGCCGGGAGGACGUCUCCCUUCAGCGGAUCGAGUCCGAAAUUCUCGACCUCAUGAGCAAGAUCAAGGUCCUUCUGUGGAGCCCCGAAGUGGAGGACUACUACUUCAGUAACGAGCUGUUCUCUCAGACUGUGGCGGACGAGGUAGACUGCACAACCUGCCCGCUGCUGAGACUGAUCCCUGAUGUCUUACAGAAGCUGAACGCUGUAUUCACGCGGGCUCAGACCUGGCUUAGGCGGGAUAUUCUGUACGUCCAGAACACAAAGGCCGCCCUGCACAGGGCCAGCAAGAAGUGUGUCCAGAUGAAAAGGAGGUACGAUCUGGCCAAGGAAGCGUUCGCUCAACUGCAGAGGGAGGCGACAGAAACCGAAAAGUCCAUCAGAAGUCACGAGGAGAGACUAGCGCACAUCAAGGAGGAGAUCCAGAGGUUCAGGAAAGAGCGAGAGAAAGUAAGAGAGUCGAAAACGCAGCUGGAAGAAAAGCUGCAAGACUCUUCUAACUUGAUCGACGUCUCCUUAGACGUCUUGAAAGUGAGGGUGAAAGCCUUGAGAAAGCGCCUGCUCGUCUUGGGCACCAAGAUCGAGUCCCGCGAACGGACCUACGGGCACAUCAAGGAAAAACUCAAGGCGCUGAAAAUCGAGCACAAAAUCAUCCAGGACAGAAUCAAGAAUUCUGAGAAGUAUCUGGAAGAGAUGGAGGAAAAACUCAAGGCGUUGUUGAAGACGAAACACGCCUGGGAACAAAGACACGCCUUCAAGACGGACCCCGAACAUCUCAGGGCCAAACAAGAAGCCAAGACGGUCCGGAUCCCUCUCAAGGCCGUCCGGGUGAAGACGUUUGUCACCAAGACGCGCCAACAAACCCUCCAGCGGGCCUUGGCUCUGGUGGAGGAGAUCUACGACGGGAAGCAGUGGAAGAGACUGGCCACCCGCCUGACGUGGCCGGACGGCGCGCACAUCACGGCCGAGGACAUGGCCGCCAUCCAAGCCCGUUGCCCGGACGACAUUCCCGCGCAGGCGCAGAAGAUGCUGAUGCUGUGGAGGGCUCGCUGCGGCAAGAUGGCGUCCACAGAAUCCCUCAUGCUCGCCCUCAAGUCCAGCGACCAGACGGACGUGGCCGAAAGGAUCGAAAAACUUCUAGAUCAACAGUAGUGAAAUUUUAAAACACCAGACCAAAUCAAGAUGUAGAGCAAGCAAGCAUCGAGUUAUGAGGAUCAACCAGCAAGUUUUGUAGGAGCAUAGUUUUUUUAGGAAAGAAGCCAUCUUGAAAUUCUGAACGAUUUGACCCCCAGAAAAGCCGUUCUAGAAAGCUAAAGCCAUGAUGAUUUAUAAGCAUUUUUAAGGAGAAAACAGUGAGUUUACCAUUUUGGAAUUGAAGUGUCGAUUUUGCUAGGAAAAUUUAGAGACCUUACCAUGUGGAAUUCAAGCCCAGGGCCUGCUAUAUGUAAUCUCCAAGUAGAUAGAGGGAUCAUCUUUUUUUGCCGCAUCUUUUGUGUCUUGCAUGGAGAAGGUGAGGAGAGGAAACCCUCACCACUAGAAAAUGUCACAAAAAUAUGUGUAAAACAUGCAGGUCCCUACAUCUGCUUGGUGGCCAUCCUAUUGUGUCAUACCGCGACACUAACUUGCCAAAAUCUUUAUUAGCCAGCUUUUGAACAAGCCAUAACGUUAACACAAAACGUGCCACAUCUGCAUACACUGCCUCUUCGAAUUCUCGCGAGUACACGCGAGAUAUCUGAAAGUUUGGCCGAGACUUUUGCGUUACUUGGUUCGAUACCAUAUGUAACCUGUAAACGGGCUAGAAGUCAAGACGUGUCGCUCUGGAAUUCUAAACGUGUAGAAAUCACAACACUAGCGGUACACUCGCACUUAACUCUGUACAAC
This is a messenger RNA of Branchiostoma belcheri (Belcher's lancelet), 2620 nucleotides long. RefSeq lists its product as uncharacterized. The transcript is spliced from 4 exons. NCBI's taxonomy places the organism in Eukaryota, Metazoa, Chordata, Leptocardii, Amphioxiformes, Branchiostomatidae. Gene Ontology annotation, molecular function: protein binding. Gene Ontology annotation, biological process: signal transduction. Bases 305 to 1891 code for a protein of 528 amino acids. The record is from RefSeq and is a predicted model, not a curated record.